UCCAUCUAAGUACAUAGUUGUAGACAGAAAAAUUUCUUUCUCGUCAUACAAUUAAGCCAAAGAUCGAUCAAACAACAACAGCACUAAGGGAAUAGUGAUUGACAUCUGGGACAUUAUUGAUCGAUGAAAACUGAGGUAGCCAUAAAUGGAGCUGACCUUGGUGGUUCUCUCCCUGUGGAGAAUGUGCAAGAACUAGCUUCUAAUUGCUCCAAAGAGAUCCCACAUCGAUACAUCCGGCCUGAAAUCAUCCUUGAUGAAAUUUCAACCGAUGAUUCUUUACAGGUUCCAGUCAUUGACAUGGAGAAGCUUGCAACUAGUCAUUCAAAAUACCAAAAUGAAAUGGCAAAACUUCAUCAGGCAUGUAACGAGUGGGGUUUCUUUCAGUUAGUCAACCAUGGGGCCUCAAUGGUAAUCGAGAAAAUGAAGGUGGUGACAGAGGAUUUCUUCAAGCUGCCAUUACAGCAGAAAAUGGCUUGUGCACAAGAACCAAAUCGUAUUGAAGGCUAUGGUCAAGCAUUUGUUGUAUCAGAGGAUCAAAAGCUUGACUGGGGGGACAUGCUCUUCCUCAAUUCAUUGCCAGUUUCUCAAAGAAACAUGAGAUUCUGGCCUAAUUCGCCAACAUCUUUUAGAUCAACCUUGGAUGAAUACUCACUUCAAAUUCACAAGGUUUGCAUGAGCCUCUUCAAACUUAUCGAGUUGAAUCUUGGGUUGGAGCCAGGCAAACUAUGCAGCAUUUAUCAAGAUGGCACACAAGGAAUAAGAAUGAAUUACUAUCCACCCUGCAGGCAAUCAGACAAAGUUAUUGGCCUCUCUCCACACUCUGAUGGAACAGGACUGACCUUAUUAGUUCAAGUCAAUGACGUUCAAGGCCUGCAAAUCAAGAAAAGCAAUACAUGGCUGCCCAUUAAACCCAUUCCGGGAGCAAUCAUAGUCAACAUUGGUGAUCUGUUGGAGAUAAUGAGUAAUGGGGAAUAUAGAAGCAUAGAGCAUAGAGCUGUUGUGGAUUUCCAGAUAGAAAGGCUGUCAAUUGCUGCAUUUCACAUUGCACAUUUGACAGCAAAAAUUGGUCCUCUACCGGAGCUUGUCAAAGAAAAUGGUGCACAAUACAAGGCAUUAGGAUUCGAGGAGUAUGUCAGACUGAUGCUAAGCUCCAAACUUGAUGGCAAAAGCCAACUGGAUCACAUGAGAACAAACAACUGAAAGAAUUAGGUCAAGGUUCUGUUUCACUUGCAAUAUUAUUUUGCCUUUUUAUCUUCAUCACAAUAAAAAAUGUAUCAUCAGGGGCUAUAAGCUGUAAACUGGGUAAAUGGUUGAUAAAUGGAUCUUCUUAAAUCGAUAGUGGGUAAGUUUAAUUCAAUCCAGUUACAAGCACUUAAUAAAUGGAUACAAAUGGUUUGGAUUUAAAUGGAUAGAAUAAAACCAUAAUCCAUCCAUUUGACCAUUUACUAGUCUUAGGGCUAGUGAGAUUCCAUGCAUUCUAUUGUGGUCUUUUUAAUUCCCGUGUAUAUUGCCUUUGAAUUUUAGUGUACGUUAUUUCUUAGUUCCAGUCCAUACAA
Messenger RNA from Coffea arabica (coffee), 1556 nucleotides. Its product is annotated as S-norcoclaurine synthase 1. Lineage: Eukaryota; Viridiplantae; Streptophyta; Magnoliopsida; Gentianales; Rubiaceae. The record is from RefSeq and is a predicted model, not a curated record.